Molecule: messenger RNA, 510 nt
Organism: Bicyclus anynana (squinting bush brown)
Lineage: Eukaryota; Metazoa; Arthropoda; Insecta; Lepidoptera; Nymphalidae
Exons: 1
Coding region: 1-510 (169 amino acids)
Source: RefSeq, a predicted model, not a curated record
AUGUUACAGGAUACGCUGUACACACCAAUAUCAGCCGAGAUAUCGAGAAACAGUCCACACUUCGACAUCAAUUCGUUUUGCGAUUUAAUUCACCGAGCAAUCCCAGAGGCAGUCAAAGACGGGAAGUUCGUACGCGCUCCAAAUGAUGAUCAAGUUGGUUACAGCGACUCUCUGGCCCCGGUCGUUGUUGCCCCUCCAAGAGGCAUCAUUCCUUCAGGAUUCCCUAAAUUCAGACCUUCAAGACUUGGUACACCUAAAUUUGAUGUACCGAAACUAAGACCUUUAAUGCAAGGUCUAAACGCACCAAAAAUAGGCCCAGCAAUGACAUUCAAAACAUCAUCACCAAGAUAUUAUGUGGAAAAAGAAUCGAGUGCGGAACGAAUGGAGAAAUUCAAGAAAGGCGUUCAGAAGAUGCUACACGUUGUCAAAGUUAUCGGUAAAAUCGAUCAAUAUCUGUCAGAGAGAACGAGGAUAGUGGUGGACAAAUUGACAAAGACAUUUUCCGAUUGA